AUGGCGAGUAGCGAUGCCCUGCAACUCUUGAAAUCCUCAAUCGCAACCUCUAGACCUCCCAUUCCCACAACAUCCUCAGACCCAUCCACAGCAGAAGACAAUAGAACCGAAUCUCUCGCUGAUGCUACCCAUCUCUACUUCACAUACCCUUCGGCUCAAUGCCUGCCCUUGGAUACGAAAACCAGGUUUACGUCACAAAACCCUGACACCACGCAAGUCGACUUGCGGAGCAUUUUUUUCGCAUGGCUACAGAAGGAUGUCACCGUGUCUGAGUACUUUGCGUCGGCAGGAGAGUUGGACAAAAAGCUACCCGAGGGACAGAAAAUACGAUGCUUGAUCUUCGUGGAACGUCUGGAUCUCAUUACAUGGCUCGAAGGCGCAUCUGAUGAAAGUGAACAUAUUAAGCCUAUAGAGGGCACAGCUGCCGGUACAGUGGAGGCCGCCGACAGAGCAGCUGAUGUCGCAGGUGGCACGGCGGUCCCGACGGUCGGUGGCUCAGGCGUGGGUGUCACGCAGACGGCGGGCGGGCGGCCUGUCAAGGUCAUCGAUGCGCGGUUGCAGGCAAUAUAUAACGGGGAGAGACGAAUUGGUGACCAUAAUAGUGUCUUGAGGGGUGUGAAGCCCACGGAUUUUUCUCACGUUCGCAAGCACGCAGAGACAUUCCUUGGACGGCGGAAAGGCAUGGCUCCUUCGGGAAAGCCUGGGCAGGGAGGCAGACCGGCGCAGUUGGCGAGUCGACCUGCCACGGGACCUUCGAAGCCUAUUCCGUCUGCUGUAUCAUCGAAGCGGUCCGACCCAAUCAUCCUUCUCUCGCCAUCUGCCUCGUCUUUGCUAAGAAUGUCCAAUAUCAAGACGUUUCUCGACACAGGAUUGUAUGUACCUCCGGACCACCCAACUCUAUCCACGCAGACGACAGCGAACUUGCUGCACAUUACGAGGACCCUACAUUCGCUGAGCGAGAAGCCAUUCCGCUUUAUUCUUGUCGAUUCGCCCGAGCACUUCAAGCCAGAUUAUUGGAGUCGAGUUGUCGCUGUGUUCACCACAGGCCAGGUGUGGCAAUUUCGAGGAUAUAAGUGGCGGACCCCGCAGGAAUUGUUCGGCCAUGUUGUGGGCGUGUACGUAGGUGAGAAAGGCUUACCAAUCCCGGCAGAGGUGAAAGGCUGGGGUAGUAGCGUCAAGACCUUUACAGUGGAACGAUGGGACGAACGAGCCCACGGGGGGGACGUCGACCAGGAAACGCGAGUCUCGAGGAGAUGGAGAGAUAGAGAAACAGUUGAGGAGGUCUGGAGGGCCAUCGAAGCCUAUAUGAGAGGUCGGGGAGAAUGGAGAAGAUGA
Exophiala spinifera is the source of this 1335-nucleotide messenger RNA. RefSeq lists its product as uncharacterized. Gene Ontology annotation, biological process: positive regulation of transcription elongation by RNA polymerase II; transcription elongation by RNA polymerase II. Gene Ontology annotation, molecular function: RNA polymerase II complex binding. The transcript is spliced from 2 exons. Gene Ontology annotation, cellular component: Cdc73/Paf1 complex. The record is from RefSeq and is a predicted model, not a curated record. Lineage: Eukaryota; Fungi; Ascomycota; Eurotiomycetes; Chaetothyriales; Herpotrichiellaceae. The coding region runs from base 1 to 1335 and encodes 444 amino acids.